Molecule: messenger RNA, 195 nt
Organism: Paraglomus occultum
Lineage: Eukaryota; Fungi; Glomeromycota; Glomeromycetes; Paraglomerales; Paraglomeraceae
Source: the annotation of a GenBank genome assembly
AUGAGUAGAGCCUGGUCGUCAAAGGAUGAUGAAAUCCUUGUUAGUCUUAAUAAUGGAGAAUAUGGAAGAAGAAUGAGAGCAAUUUGUUUAAAGCACAAGAGUGCAAAACAAUGUGCUGACAGAUGGAAAGAGAUUAGGGGAUACAUAUGGUCCACGUUGGAGAAGAAUGUCCUUAGUUCUCCACCGCUCUCCUAA